CGGUUGGCUUAGGCGCUCCGCGUGUGCCCGUGCAAGGCACGCUACACCCCGUGACGUCAGCGCGCAGCGUCACGCCGGUGGGACGCACAAAAGUAAAAUAGCAUCGUCGUCCCCGCGUCCCGCAGGCAGCAGGAUUGUAAGAGGAUUGCCUGCUAGGCUGGGGUAACAUGGCAAAAGAUGCUGGACUAAUUGAAGCCAAUGGAGAGCUUAAGGUGUUUAUAGACCAAAACCUAAGUCCUGGAAAAGGAGUUGUUUCUCUAUUGGCUGUUCAUCCCUCUACAGUAAAUACACUCGGAAAACAGCUCCUGCCAAAAACAUUUGGACGGUCUAAUGUCAACAUUGCACAACAAGUGGUUAUCGGUACACCUCAGAGACCUUCAGUGCCAAAUACUAUCCUGGUAGGAAGUCCACAUACACCUAACACACAUUUUGUAUCACAAAACCAGACUGCAGAUUCUUCGCCGUGGUCUGCUGGGAAGCGGAACAGAAAAGGAGAGAAGAGUGGCACGGGUUUACGUCAUUUCUCUAUGAAGGUUUGUGAGAAGGUACAAAGAAAAGGAACCACCUCAUACAAUGAGGUGGCAGACGAGUUGGUUGCAGAAUUCACUACCCCUGAUGAUCACAUUUCACCAAAUGAAUCACAGGCUUACGACCAGAAGAACAUUAGACGACGUGUCUAUGAUGCCUUAAAUGUCCUCAUGGCCAUGAACAUUAUCUCUAAGGAGAAGAAGGAAAUCAAAUGGAUUGGUCUACCUACAAACUCGGCUCAGGAAUGUCAGAAUUUAGAGGUGGAGAAACAGAGAAGACUUGAAAGAAUAAAGCAAAAACAAUCUCAACUACAAGAACUCAUUCUACAGCAAAUUGCCUUCAAGAACCUCGUUCAGCGAAAUCGUCAGGCAGAACAGCAGGCAAAUCGACCGCCACCUUCCAAUUCUGUCAUCCAUUUGCCAUUCAUCAUCGUGAACACCAGCAAGAAAACAGUGAUUGACUGCAGUAUUUCAAAUGACAAGUUUGAGUAUCUAUUUAAUUUUGACAAUACUUUUGAAAUUCAUGAUGAUAUAGAAGUACUAAAACGAAUGGGAAUGGCCUGUGGGCUAGAAUCUGGAAGCUGUUCAGCAGAGGACCUAAAAAUUGCAAGGAGUUUGGUUCCCAAAGCUUUGGAACCAUAUGUGACAGAAAUGGCUCAGGGAUCAAUCAGCAGUGUAUAUGUCACAUCUUCGUCAGGUUCUGCAUCAAAUGGCACAAGAUUUUCAGCCAGUGACUUUUCCAAUGGUGGAGAUGGGAUGUUGGCUACGAGUUCCAAUGGAUCUCAGUACAGUGGCUCCAGAGUUGAAACACCAGUUUCUUACGUGGGAGAUGACGAUGACGACGAUGACGAUUUUAAUGAAAACGAUGACGACGACUGAUGCCCUUUGCUUGUAGACUUGUUAAAAUUCAGCAAGCUUCAGGAAUAAAUUGUUCUAGGGAGAGAAGUCUCAAAUAACUUUGCCCCAUCCCUCAAGGAAAGUGUUGGUAAGCAGUUCUGAGUUUAGAAAUGCACCUCUGAUAAGCAAGCGAGGAUUGUUUUAUGUAGGAUAUUUUUAAAUGUGGUGUGGAUGUGUGUUUUUGAUACCAGUGUGUUAAUGCAGAGCCUUUAUUUACUCUUGGUUUAGGGGUUUUUGGUUUAUUGUUUUAUUUGGUUUUUUGUUUUUUUGUUUUUUUUUUUACUUGAAGGAAAAUGGAUUUUGCCCCCAAAUGUUCUUGCUAAGUUUGCUAAAGAAAAUGUAGACACAUCAUUGAGAAAUAAAAUGCUGUCCUUCUGUGGAAAAUGAAUACACUGAAUGGCAAUUUAUUUGGAGUGUAUUUUGAUUAUACCACUUUGGAGGGAUAGCGAGCUAAUGUAGUAGUGUGUUUUUUUGUUAACCAUGCAGUGUCCAAAGAACCAAACAGGAAAGAUACGUCCUACUUUUUUACAUGUUAAAUUCCAGAAAUGUUGUUGUGAACUAAUUUUCCCUUAAAUUAUAUCUAACAUUAUGAUUCCAUCAAGUUUAUAUACUUGUCACUGUAUGUCGGGACAUAAGAAUUACAAACUUUUUGGCAAAUGUUUACUGCCAGCUGGUGCAGCUAUAUAAAAUAUCUUGAAGGUUUGGAAUGAUUUAUUGCUUAUGGUAAAAUUUGCCUGAUUUCUUACAGGCAGACUUUGGAAACUUUUUAUUAUAUAGUUGUUUACAUACUUAUAAGUCUAUCAUAUAAAGACAUGUACUGAAACAAAUGUUUGUAUUUGUUUCAUAAGCAUCUUCCUGUAAUCUAUUAUAAAGUUGAAAUUAAAUAUAGAGAAUGUUUUAAGUUUUUUAACUCAAAAUUUGUCAAUCAUUUUUAAUAGUUCAUUUUUAUAAAAGGAAUUUCAGGGCAGGUGGUAGUCUUUUUAAAUUUAUUCACAAACAAUUAACUGCACAAAUACUGUCAGCUGCCUAUUCUAAGACAGUAGUCUUUUUAUUGAAACACAAAUAAACUUUUCUGUAAUAUUUUAUGGAAUAUAAAGAGACUAUAAUUGUUUGACUUGUUUAACCUUGGCACUGUUAGUUUUUAUUAAUAAAACGCGCAUGGGCAUUUUUAACAA
Messenger RNA from Lagopus leucura (white-tailed ptarmigan), 2599 nucleotides. RefSeq names its product transcription factor Dp-1 (gene TFDP1). The record is from RefSeq and is a predicted model, not a curated record. The coding region runs from base 168 to 1406 and encodes 412 amino acids. Gene Ontology annotation, cellular component: nucleus; transcription regulator complex. Gene Ontology annotation, biological process: regulation of transcription by RNA polymerase II; regulation of cell cycle. NCBI's taxonomy places the organism in Eukaryota, Metazoa, Chordata, Aves, Galliformes, Phasianidae. The transcript is spliced from 12 exons. Gene Ontology annotation, molecular function: DNA-binding transcription factor activity, RNA polymerase II-specific; RNA polymerase II transcription regulatory region sequence-specific DNA binding.